This is a messenger RNA of Letharia columbiana, 2100 nucleotides long. RefSeq lists its product as uncharacterized. The record is from RefSeq and is a predicted model, not a curated record. NCBI's taxonomy places the organism in Eukaryota, Fungi, Ascomycota, Lecanoromycetes, Lecanorales, Parmeliaceae. Bases 1 to 2100 code for a protein of 699 amino acids. The transcript is spliced from 8 exons. Gene Ontology annotation, cellular component: membrane; cytoplasm; peroxisome. Gene Ontology annotation, biological process: peroxisome organization. Gene Ontology annotation, molecular function: microtubule binding; GTP binding; GTPase activity.
AUGGCCGCGCCCGCCGGCUACUCGAUCAAUGUCAACGACCCUCAGCUCAUUACCCUCGUCAACAAAUUGCAAGAUGUCUUCACAACUGUUGGGGUCCAAAAUCCGAUAGACCUUCCCCAGAUAGCGGUGGUGGGGUCACAAUCGAGUGGCAAGAGUUCAGUAUUGGAGAACAUAGUGGGCAGGGACUUCCUACCAAGAGGGACCGGCAUUGUCACGAGACGACCACUCAUCCUACAACUCAUCAACAGAGCUCCUCCUGCCUCAUCGCAAACGAACGGUGUGAAUGGUACUUUGCAAACGUCAGACAAAGAAUCCAAUGUCGACGAGUGGGGCGAGUUCCUGCACAUACCAGGCCAGAAGUUCUUCGACUUCAACAAGAUCAGAGAAGAGAUCGUAAAAGAGACGGACUCAAAGACAGGUCGAAAUGCGGGCAUAUCACCUGCACCGAUCAAUCUACGAAUAUACUCUCCGAACGUCCUCACCCUGACCCUUGUGGAUCUACCUGGUCUGACGAAGGUGCCGGUUGGGGAUCAGCCAAGGGAUAUCGAGAAGCAGAUUAAAGAGAUGGUCUUGAAGCAAAUACAGAAGCCAAAUGCUAUCAUCCUGGCCGUCACAGCUGCGAAUACAGAUUUGGCCAACUCGGAUGGUUUGAAGCUGGCAAGAGAAGUGGACCCAGAGGGUCAACGAACCAUUGGCGUGCUUACGAAAGUUGAUCUGAUGGACGAGGGCACAGACGUUGUGGAUAUCUUGGCGGGAAGGAUCAUACCUCUGCGGCUAGGAUACGUCCCCGUGGUGAACAGAGGGCAAAGGGAUAUCGCGAACAACAAGACUAUUUCUUUCGCUCUAGACAACGAGAGGAAUUUCUUCGACAACCACAGAGCAUACAAAAACAAGGCUUCGUAUUGUGGAACACCAUACCUCGCGCGGAAAUUGAACCUAAUCCUUAUGAUGCACAUCAAAAAUACCCUGCCAGAUAUCAAAUCUCGCAUAUCUUCAUCCUUACAGAAAUAUACAACAGAAUUAAGUCAGCUGGGCGACUCCAUGCUCGGUAACAGCGCCAACAUCGUCCUUCAGAUAAUCACAGAGUUUUGCAACGAAUACCGGACCGUCUUAGAUGGCAAUAACCAGGAGUUAUCAAGCAUCGAGCUCUCAGGGGGUGCCAGGAUCAGCUUCGUCUUCCAUGAGCUGUACUCGAACGGAGUCAAAGCGGUAGACCCCUUCGAUCAAGUCAAGGACAUCGACAUCCGAACCAUCCUCUACAAUUCCUCGGGUUCCUCACCGGCUCUUUUUGUCGGCACCACCGCGUUCGAGCUAAUUGUCAAGCAGCAAAUCAAGCGAUUAGAGGAUCCAAGCUUGAAGUGCGUUUCGCUGGUCUAUGAUGAGCUUGUCCGCAUCCUCACAAAUAUACUACAAAAACCUAUACUACGAAGAUAUCCCUCGCUGAAAGAGAAAUUCCACGCCGUCGUCAUAUCAUUUUUCAAGAAGGCGAUCGAUCCAACCAACAACCUCGUGAGAGAUCUCGUCAACAUGGAAGCAUGCUAUGUCAAUACUGGCCACCCCGACUUCCUGACCGGCCAUAAGGCCAUGGCCAUUGUCAACGAUAGGCACAAUGCUGCCAAGCCGACGCAGGUCGACCCCAAGACGGGAAGACCUCUCCCACCUGCCGUACCGCCGCGAGCAGCAAGCCCCUCGCUCGAUCUGCCACAAAGUGACCAAGGAGGGUUUUUCGGAAGUUUUUUCGCCCCUAAGAACAAAAAAAAGAUGGCUGCCAUGGAUUCGCCGCCGCCGCAAUUAAAGGCCUCUGGGACGCUGUCCGAAAAGGAGGCAAACGAAGUUGAGGUCAUAAAACUGCUCAUCAACUCUUACUUCAAUAUUACACGGCGGACUAUGAUCGACAUGGUGCCCAAAGCCAUCAUGUUGAAACUCGUACAACACACCAAGGAAGAAAUGCAACGGGAGCUGCUAGAAAACAUGUACCGUACUAAUGAGCUCGACGAUCUGUUGAAGGAAAGCGACUACACGAUCAGGAGGCGGAAGGAGUGCCUUCAGAUGGUGGAGAGCUUGAGCAAGGCUAGUGAGAUCGUGAGCCAGGUGCAAUGA